CACGUCACGAUGUUUGCGGAUAUGCUACGCGGAAAUGUCCACUGUCAGGGUGCGUCGUUCUUUAUCUUUACAACAUUUUAAAUUAAUAAGUAAGCCUACUUUAUCGUUCCCCUUAAGGCUUAGCUAUCAUUCAUAAACAGAAACACACAACCACUGAGUUGCGACCGAGCUACAAAGACAACAUGAGUAGUCCACCGUGGCCCACAGGAAAGAAACUGGUGCAUUUGGAUUUAAAAGGUGCCCCUCCGAAACUCGAAUACUUACACCAGCUGAUAGAGUGCUUCUCUCAACUGGGUGCGGAUGGCCUCCUUGUGGAGUAUGAGGACAUGUUUCCUUAUGAGGGAGAGUUGAAGGUGCUGCAGGCCACUGCACAACCUGCGUACAGCCGAGAUGAGAUAUUCUCCCUGCAGAAACUAGCAACAUCUAAAGGCAUGGAGAUUGUACCACUUGUGCAGACUUUUGGCCAUAUGGAGUUUGUGCUCAAACAUCAAGCCAUGCAGAGCUUGAGAGAAGUGUCAAACUGUGUGGGCACACUGAAUCCUCACAAAGAAGAUGGACGCCAACUUGUGACAGAGAUGCUGAGGCAGGUGGUUGAGCUACAUCCAGGCGUAAAGACACUGCACAUAGGUGCAGAUGAGGUGUACAUGUUGGGUGAAGGUGAGAUGUCAAAGUUAUGGUUGGCUUCACCUGGACGCACAGUGGAGCAGCUUUUCUUGACUCAUGUUGUAUCAGUGGCAAAGUACAUCAAGGAGACUUGGCCUCACAUAACCAUCAUCAUGUGGGAUGAUAUGAUGAGGGGGAUGAGCCAGGACACACUGAAAGCAAGUGGUAUCGUAGGACAAGUCCAGCCAAUGCUGUGGGAUUACACACCUAAUCUGGAUGUAAACAAAACAGUGUCGUUGCUGGAGAAGUACUACAAUGCUGGUAUGCAAGAUGUCUGGGCAGCCAGCUCCUUUAAAGGCUCCACCUGUGUCUACACCAAUGUACCGAGCACACAGAGACAUGUAGAGAACCACCUGCAAUGGUUGAAGGUAGCGGCAUCUGUCCCCUCUGGUUUAAACCUUAAGGGCAUUGCCAUUACAGGCUGGCAAAGGUAUGACCACAUGUCUGUACUGUGUGAGCUCCUGCCUGUCGCUCUACCAUCACUGGCCGCUUGUCUCCAAACAAUUUUUCAUGGCCAGUUAAGUACUGAGGCUCAAAGCAAAGUGAGGAAAAUGUUGGGGGUGUCCUCUGUGGAGGCAGAGUCUAUGGAAAGCACAUCUGGUGAUGCUACCCUCUUCCCGGGAAGGAGAUUAGCUGAGUCAAUUGUAGAACUGGAUUCCCUGCUUAGCUCGGAUGACAUCGUGUAUUUUGAAAAGAAUAUGUAUGUACGCGGAUGGUUGAGUCCCUACCACAGAGCAAGGAGAAUGGUAAAUCCUCUUAUUGCUAUGCAGAUUCACAGUCAAGCAUCAAGGUAUUUGGCUAUGCUGCAACAGAAGGUGGAUAUAGUAAGAGAGCGGAUGAGUCAUCUUUACCCAGAUUCAACAGCACAAGAGUGGCUAGAGGAGCAUGUUGGCCCAGUAAUGGUACCACUGCAGAGGAUUGUUGAUGAAAUCACAGCAUUUACACCGGAGACAGGCCCAUAGAAUCAUCACUGCUGGAGGGGACACGGGGGUAUACUGGACUGCGCCAUUUGCAUUUUAAAUCUUAAGACACAAGAAAACAAUGCUUGGAUUGUGGAGUACAUAACAUGUAUAUGGUUCCUAAAAAAUAAAUGACAAUGAUUUUUAAUUGGCAAUAA
This is a messenger RNA of Nerophis lumbriciformis (worm pipefish), 1780 nucleotides long. RefSeq names its product hexosaminidase d (gene hexd). Gene Ontology annotation, biological process: carbohydrate metabolic process. Gene Ontology annotation, molecular function: hexosaminidase activity. The record is from RefSeq and is a predicted model, not a curated record. NCBI's taxonomy places the organism in Eukaryota, Metazoa, Chordata, Actinopteri, Syngnathiformes, Syngnathidae.